CCCGCCUCGCCCCCCGCCGCGGCGGCCGCUCUCCCGCGGGGCUGGCACCGGUCAAUGUUUAACCGGAGCGGUGGUGCUGGUUGUGCGGGGCAGCCCGCGCUGGCCGGCGGGAGCUGCGGCCGGGAGCGGCCGGACACCCCGAGCGAGGGGCGAAUGGAGCCGGCGGGGGAGCGGGGCUGGGAGCCCCGGCCGGGAACACGGCCCAAAACGAUCCCACGGGGCCAGGAGAAACUGAGCCCCGGAGAGGAGCAGGGGGAUCCCGCAGUGAGCAAAGAGACGCGCCUGAGAGUGGUGCUGAGGGUCAGGCCACUGACCUGCUCAGAGACGCGGCGAGGGGACCAGCGGGUUGUGCACAGCCUCGGCGGUGGCACCGUCCAUGUGAGUGCAGCCCGGCAAGAUGCCACCUUCGGGUUCAGCGCCGUGUUCGACGCCGGCGCCUCGCAGGAGGCUGUGUUUGAAGGCAGCGGGAUGAGGCAGCUGGUGGAGCUGGCCAUAGACGGCUUCUCCUGCACCGUCUUUGCCUUCGGGCAGACGGGCUCGGGGAAGACCUACACCCUGAUGGGCCCCCUCGCACAGAGCGAGACCCACCCGGCACCCCCGGCUCUGCUGGGGCUGAUGCAGAGGUCCUUCGCCUGCCUCCUGGAGCAGAGCCGGAGCCGUGGCUCUGACCUGGCUCUCAGUGCCUCCUACCUGGAGAUAUACAACGAGCAGGUAAGUGCCUGCCCGGCCACCAGCCCGGCCCCGCUGCCACCCCGUGUCCCCAGCGCCUUCCCCUCUGCUGUUGCCUCUCCCCAGGUCCGGGACCUGCUGAGCCCAGGGCCCCCCUGCACCCUGCCCCUGCGGUGGAGCAAAACCCGUGGUUUCUAUGUGGAGAACCAGCUCAGCGUGGACUUCGACAGCCUGGAGGCCAUCGCCAGCCUGCUCCUGCAAGGAUCCCAGAGGAGAAAGACCUCGGCACAUGCCCUCAACAGGCACUCGAGCCGCAGCCACGCUCUUCUGACCAUCCACAUCCGCAGUGCCAGCGCCUGCCCCAGCAGGCAGGGCACCCUGUGCUUCGUGGACCUGGCCGGCAGUGAGCGGGUGAAGGAGACAGGCUCCAGCGGGGAGCUCUCCAUGGAGGCCAACAGCAUCAACCGCAGCCUCUUGGCACUGGGACACUGCAUCUCCAUGUUGGCCAAACCCCGUGGGAAGCGGACGCACAUUCCCUACCGGGACAGCAAACUCACCCGGCUGCUGGCUCGAUCCCUGGGCGGCUCCGGUGUCACCCUGAUGGUCGCCUGCAUCUCCCCGUCCUCACGCUGCCUCUCAGAGACCCUGAGCACCCUGCACUACGCCAGCCGGGCACGGAGGGUGACCACCAGGCCCCUGGCCAACAGGGUAUCCCGGGAGAAGCUGCUGCAGAGCUUGGAGGAGGAAAUCCAUGCCCUGCAACUGGAAAACCUCUCCCUGCGCCAGCAGCUGGGCCUGCCCAGGGUGCCCGUGAGGAACACAGAGGUCCCAGGGACCCCAGUGAGGAUGGGGGGCUGGGGAGGCAGGUCUGGCCUCGCAGGUCUGCAUCAGUCCCCUCUGGAAGGGCAGCUCCCAUCAGAGGGAGCCCCAGCCUGGCCCAGCCUCUACGGCCUCCUGAGGGAUUUUGUGGUGGAGAAUGAGCAGCUGAGGCAGCCCCGGCUGUCUCCAGACCCCAGUGGUGACGUCCCGUCCCGCAGAGCCCCCCACAGCUCCUGUGACACCCAGCUCCUGCUCCGGAGCACCUGCACCCCUCAUGUCCCCCCCGGCCACCCCAUGAGGCCCCGGCUGCCGAAGCUGCCUCCUGCCUCCAGCUGCCCCCAGUGCUGCCCUGGGCCAGUUGAUGCCCUCCUGCCCCAGGCACUGCCAGGGCCCCCCGUGCUGCAGCCAGUGCCCCCAGAGGGAAGCACCAGUGUUCUGCCACCCAGCCAGGAGGACACAGCUCUGUCCGGCUCCCAUCAGCUUCCUGGGAAUCCCCAGCCGCCCCGGGGGAAGCGGAGCCGGGGAAGGAGCAGGAGCUUUUCCCAUCGGCAUCCACUGCCCCGGGAGCUGCCAGGCCCCAAGCGCUGCCCCAGCCCCGAGGGAAGGGUCAUCCCUUCAGCACCACCAUGGCCGGGAUUGCCAGAGCCCAGAGCUGCCGGCACCGUCCCUCUCCUCCAGCUGGAAGAGGCACUGGACUGGCUGGUGGAGCAGAUCUGAGCAGCACAGACACAGACAGGGCCGGCAGCGGGGACGUGCCACAGCCCACGGGCCGUUAUUAUACCUGGGGGGACCACCACAGCCCUCGGGGACAAGGACCGUGCAGACCAUGGGAUGAAUGGAUGGAUGGAUGGAUGGAUGACAGACAGAGCUCUCCAGCCUGCACGGCACUCAGUUUAUUUGUCUAGCUAGGGGCUGUGCUGCUGGUGGCUCUGGUGCAGCCCGCUCAGGUGCUCUCCUCCCCGGGCUGCGGGCAGUCCAGCCAGUACUGGGCGAUGGAGCGGGGGUAGCGGGGCUGCACCAGGUCCACGCGCUUGGUGCGCAGGUUGACACGGUAGUACUUGUCUGGGAGGAAGGGGAGAUGGCAGUCAGGGCGCUCUGCCAGCCCUGGGCACCUUCCCUCUGCAUCCCAGAACUCAGGGAUGUGGCAGAGCAAGGGAGACCUCCCCCUUGCCCCAGCAUCCCUGGAUCUCUUGCUGCCCCAGACUCACCUCCUACAAAGAAGUAGACGCUCUGGAGGGUCUCACACUUGGAGCCCGACAGCCAGUCGCUCUCAAUCCCCGCGGAGUCGGAGUCGUUUUGCAGCAAGCUCCAGAUGCCCAGAUUCAGUGAGCGGUGGCUCUUGUACCUCUUGCGCUGACGGCGAGACUUCCUCCUGCGGGGCUGCUGCGAGGCCACGUAGAUCCUGCCGGCCAUGGCAGCGUCCAGCCGGCCUGGCACCCCCCGCCAGUCCCUGCUGAUGUACCGCGGGCUGCUCGCCCCGACUGCAAGAGAGCCACAGGGCAAGUGAGAGCAGCAGCAUCACGGGGAGCUGAGCCCAGACCCACAGGGAUGCUCCUAAAGAUCCCAGCCUGGAUGGGAUCAUGAUCAGACACAGGACAGGCAGAGCUGGGAGCAGCCCCUAAACCCCAAACAUGGCUGGGAUCAGCCCUGUGCUGCUGAGCCCCUUUCUCCUCCUUCCCAUCUUUCAUUUCUCUUGCCCAGGGCUGAGGUUUUCCUAUGGCAUCUCCAGCUCCAGUGGGAAUAAACAGACCCCAGCAGUGACA
Messenger RNA from Strigops habroptila (Kakapo), 3251 nucleotides. RefSeq names its product kinesin family member 12 (gene KIF12). Gene Ontology annotation, biological process: microtubule-based movement. Lineage: Eukaryota; Metazoa; Chordata; Aves; Psittaciformes; Psittacidae. Gene Ontology annotation, molecular function: microtubule motor activity; ATP binding; microtubule binding. The record is from RefSeq and is a predicted model, not a curated record.